Messenger RNA from Uranotaenia lowii, 1595 nucleotides. RefSeq lists its product as uncharacterized. NCBI's taxonomy places the organism in Eukaryota, Metazoa, Arthropoda, Insecta, Diptera, Culicidae. The coding region runs from base 207 to 1277 and encodes 356 amino acids. Gene Ontology annotation, biological process: proteasome localization; nuclear protein quality control by the ubiquitin-proteasome system. Gene Ontology annotation, cellular component: nucleus. The record is from RefSeq and is a predicted model, not a curated record. The transcript is spliced from 3 exons.
ACGAAACUGUGCGCAUCGUCAUCGCCGUUUGUGAUGUCGGUCGUUGGUCGUUAGAUUUGUGAAUGCAUUUUUGCUAAACUCCUGGAAAGUGAAUCUCGGUUUUUGUAUCGUAUUUAACGUUUAUGUUAUGUGAUUACUUUUUGUGUCGUCUUCUGAACAAAAUAUCAGCUAAACGUUGAAAACCUCGUCAUCGUAAGGAAUACAAAAUGGCCAAUCCAGAAAUCCCUCGGACUCGCCCAGUUCUCGCAGAAAUCCCGGCGCGGACGGGCAUGCCGCUUACACAACGGGUUUUAACUCCUCUGGGGCCAGUCAAUCGGCGUCACGCUCUGAACCCGGUUCUCAUCGACAGUCCUGCCGCCAACAUACCGGAUAGUUAUCUGUCUCCUCGAAUGUCACCGGAUGAGGCCGUCAUUCAACAGCGAGGCCGCCGUCGGGUUCCCAUUAUUUGGAGUCCAGAGAAGGGGUUCCAUAUGUCGCCUCAAAAGACGCCGACCAAAUGCAUCUCAGCUAUGACGUUAAGAAGUUCCCCGAGGAAGCGUUCUCUGCUGCAGGAGUUGUCCGAUAUGACUCCAACAACUUCUUCGGAGGGUAUAAACAAUAUAACACCAUCGACCAGUAAACGGAACACCCCAUCCAAGGGUUCACCGAAUGGUGCAAGCAGUAAGAAAAUGCGCCUCGAAGUAGGUUCCAUCAAUCGGAACAAUAAAGACAUUCCCUUGGACCUAGCUCUAAAAGGUCUCAGCCAGGACCAGUUGAUCGCAAUCAUUACCGGAAUGGUCCAGACAAACCCGAAGUUGGAAGAAUCGGUCCGGAACGAACUUCCAAUGCCGGAUAUUGCUCCGAUGGAAGAACAGCUAUGCUAUCAGAAAAAGAAUAUUUUCAAAAGUCUGCCUACAACCCGGCUGGUUAGCAAGACCGAUAGUCCAGCUUACGCCAGAGCCGCCACACAUUUGGUGGCGUUCAAGAAGACUGUAAUCGACCAAAGCCAAACGCUGCACAGCUCCAAGCACUGGGACGCGCUGCUGGAUUACGUGCUGAUGGCCUGGGGCUACGUCCGGGGCACCCCACAGUGGGACAAUCAUGCACACAACGCCACCCGGAGACAUUGCUUUAAGAUCCUGUCCUACCAUGCGACCAGCGCACUUAAGCACGGGCUGAUGGCGCUUGGGGAGGAACGAAUAGGCCGUUUCCAGCAGAAGCUGAAGGCGAUGGCCGCCGACUGUGAGGAUAUCAACGAUUGUGCCGUUUACCUGAGCUACUUAGCUGAUAAGCUGUGAUGAAAUGCAGCUUUUUCGAGCUUUUUUUUUUAAUUUUAAUAUUGACUACAGUUUCGUAAAUCAGAGCAUAGUUUCAGUAGCUAAGAAAAAAAAACGUUUAUUUUUUCUACUUACCUUUUUUAUCAUGUUUCCAUUAUUUUCUGUAUACAGUUCAAUAUGUCAGAUUCAGCAUUGUAUUGAGUUUCAUGUUAUCAACAAUUUUAAUCUUAGUGUAAUUCAGUUACACGUUUUGUAGCGAACGAUAACAGCAUGUUAGAAAUGUAGUUUGAAAUGCCAUUUAUAAAGAUGUUUAAUAAAGAUACUUACCUCAACAAUCAA